This is a messenger RNA of Cavenderia fasciculata, 840 nucleotides long. It is a transcript of the gene rpc34, whose product is annotated as RNA polymerase III subunit. The record is from RefSeq and is a predicted model, not a curated record. Gene Ontology annotation, biological process: transcription by RNA polymerase III. NCBI's taxonomy places the organism in Eukaryota, Evosea, Eumycetozoa, Acytosteliales, Cavenderiaceae. The coding region runs from base 1 to 840 and encodes 279 amino acids. Gene Ontology annotation, cellular component: RNA polymerase III complex. The transcript is spliced from 4 exons.
AUGUCUAAAGAUAUUGAAGACAAGUUUUUGGUCAUACUUCAACAACAUCCAACUGGAAUAUCACAAAAAGAUUUCAAAGAUGAACUUGGAGGAGAUAAUCAAGCAAUAUUAACUGUUAUCAACAAACUCGUCAAAGAGGGUAGAAUCAUAUACAUACAAAACCCAGAUGGAUCGACAUCGUACAGAGAAGUUACUACGUUGGAGGAUCAGUCCAAGUUUAAAGGUCUGUCGGCAGAUGAAAUGCUUAUCUAUCAGAUCAUAGAAGACUCAAAGGACAAGGGUGCAUGGACCAAAGAUAUGAGAGGUCAAACCAAUUUACAACAGGUUCAAAUCACAAAGAUCAUCAAGACAUUGGAGACUAGAAAGCUUAUCAAGGCUGUAAAGACAAUCGAUGCAGGAAAGAAAAAAGUAUACAUGUCAUAUUCGAUGGAACCAUCAAGAGAUCUCACUGGUGGUUCAUUGUACAGUGGUGGACAAACACUCGAUCAAGAGCUUAUCAAUGCAAUGAAAUGGUCUUGUUCAUCGUUUAUCUCCAACAAGGGUGCUGCUGAUAUUUCAGAGGUUAUGAACUAUCUCAAGAAACAAGGUGAAAAGGAUCUAACAGAAGAAGAUAUUUUAACACUUUUAAAUAGUUUGAUUUAUGAUGGUCUAGUUGAAGAAAUGAGAGAUACAAGAGCAAAACAUGUUUUAUCAAGAAAACCAACAGGAAUUAUUUAUAAACCAACUAAAACCAAAAUACCAGAAAAUCAUUUCACCAAGAUGCCAUGUGGCAACUGUCCAGUUUUCCAUUUGUGUUCAGAGGUUGGAGAAAUCACUCCUGCCAAAUAUAGAAAUAGAUAG